Molecule: messenger RNA, 1701 nt
Organism: Poecilia latipinna (sailfin molly)
Lineage: Eukaryota; Metazoa; Chordata; Actinopteri; Cyprinodontiformes; Poeciliidae
Gene: glyr1
Product: glyoxylate reductase 1 homolog (Arabidopsis)
Exons: 16
Coding region: 51-1574 (507 amino acids)
Biological process (GO): transcription elongation-coupled chromatin remodeling
Cellular component (GO): chromatin
Molecular function (GO): nucleosome binding; NAD binding; DNA binding
Source: RefSeq, a predicted model, not a curated record
UGUGUCGUCUUUUCCUCUCAUUCAGUGCGACGUUUUAUUUAAGUUGAAAGAUGGCGGCGGUGCAUCUCAGGAUCGGGGAUCUAGUGUGGGGCAAGCUGGGCCGUUACCCCCCAUGGCCAGGGAAGAUAGUGAGUCCCCCCAAGGACCUGAAAAAGCCCCGGGGCAAAAAAUGCCACUUUGUGAAAUUCUUUGGAACUGAAGACCACGCCUGGAUCAAAGUGGAACAGCUGAAGCCCUACCACCCCCACAAAGAGGAGAUGAUCAAGAUUAAUAAAGGGAAGCGUUUCCAGCAGGCUGUUGAUGCCGUGGAGGACUACCUGAAGAAAGCCAAAGGAAAGGAGCAGAACUCUGAGGGCAAAGGUGACUCUAAAGGAAAAAAAGCCUCCAACAAGCCACUGAAAAUUCUAGAGGAGGACGACGAGGACCUCAGUGCACUGAAGGACCCUUCCGAAAAGGACUUAACUGACUCUGACCCCGAGCCGUCGGCUCUUGAGAGGCUGGGGGCCGGACCUGGUUCAGGAUUCAAAUGGGAAAGCAGUCCUGUCAAGGAUGACCCACAUUUCCAUCACUUCCUGCUCAGUCAGUCUGAAAAGCCAGCCUCAUCGAUGGAACCGAUUAGUAAGCGGCUGAAAAUCAUCGAGGAGGUCACAGGUUCAACUUCUAUCCAAGCAGCAGACAGCACAGCUAUUAAUGGCAGUAUCACACCCACAGAUAAAAGGAUAGGCUUCCUGGGUCUAGGACUCAUGGGUAGUGGCAUCGUUUCCAACUUAUUGAAAAUGGGCCAUGUUGUCACUGUGUGGAAUCGCACUGCAGAAAAGUGUGACCUGUUCAUCCAGGAGGGGGCCAGGUUAGGCCGGACCCCUGCAGAGGUGGCCUCCAUGUGUGACAUUACGUUCUCAUGUGUGUCUGACCCCAAGGCUGCCCGGGACUUGGUGUUGGGACCCAGUGGAGUUCUCCAGGGAAUCAGGCCAGGGAAAUGCUACAUAGAGAUGUCCACUGUAGAUCCAGAGACCAUCACAGAGCUCUCCCAGGUGAUCACGUCACGGGGCGGCCGCUUCUUGGAGGCUCCGGUGGCAGGAAGCCAGCAGCUCUCCAACGAUGGGAUGCUGGUUAUCCUGGCAGCUGGAGACAGAACGGUUUAUGAGGACUGCAGCAGCUGUUUCCAGGCCAUGGGCAAGACCUCGUUCUUCCUCGGUGAAGCAGGAAACGCAGCGAGGAUGAUGCUCAUCCUCAACAUGGUCCAGGGCAGUUUCAUGGCCACCAUCGCGGAGGGGCUCACCCUGGCUCAGGCCACCGGCCAAUCACAGCAGACCUUCCUGGACAUCCUGUGCCAGGGCCAGAUGGCGAGCACCUUUGUGGACCAGAAGUGUCAGAAUAUUCUGCAAGGCAACUUUAAACCAGACUACUAUUUGAAACACAUUCAGAAGGACCUGAGGCUCGCCAUCUCCAUGGGCGACAUGGCCAACCAUCCAACCCCGAUGGCUGCAGCAGCCAAUGAGGUGUACAAGAGGGCUAAAGCACUGGACCAGUCAGACAACGACAUUUCUGCCGUCUACAGAGCCUACAUUCACUAGAGUGAGAGCUGACCCAUCCUCUGGACCACGCAGUCUUUAAUCAUUUAUCUCUUCUUUGUCAUCUAAUGAGUUUUUAUUAGAAAUUCUAGUGGUUUUAUUUGGUUUUGCCCCAGUGCCAGCCCACAUC